AAACUUAAAUAAAUAAAAACUUAAAUAAAUAAAUAAAAAAUAAUAAUAAAUAAAUAAAUAAAAACUUAAAUAAAUAAAUAAAUAAAUAAAGCGCAACUAACCGGGUACAUCCGCCGGAAACACGUGACGGGUUGCUACAUUUAUUUAGGUCCCGCUUCGUGGAGAAACCCGUGAGCUCAAACUGGCAGCAGCUUCGCCUCUUGUAUUGUUUUGUUUUAUCUUCUAGCUGGUUGUCUCAGACGGUUUUAAAGAUGUCGAGCCGUCUUCCCUUUCACUCGCAGCUCUCCUCCAUCCUGGAGACGAUGGCCCGGUCCGCUCUGAGUCAGAUCUGCAAGCUGGUGGACGAGGACUCUGCGGAGCUCCGGCUGGGUCUGUCUCAGCUCCUCGGUGCUAACUCCGCUCUGGAGGAGCAGCUGACCGGUCUGGAGAGCGAGCUGGCGGCCACCGGGAGAAGCGACGAGCCGCCCGGGUCGUUGUGUAAAAGUUAUCGCAGCGUAGGUGUACAAACUGUCUGCCACAGAGACGGGGACGCUCAUGUGUCUGGGUCGCCCACCAUAGAGGGGAUCUUUGGAAAAGACUGGUGCAUGAAUCUGUGGAAAGACAGAGACCCUUAUAGUCUGCAGAGAGACUCCCCACAGUCCUCUGAGGAGUAUGUGGCGACGCUGUCCAACCAAAUCACUGUGACUGAGAUCAAAGAGGAGGAUGUGGAGGACGUGACUAGCAGCUUCCAGCAGGAAACACUCAGUACGGAAGAACAUGAAGAAAGCAUGGCUGAGGAGCCAGAGCUACUGUCAGUUGGUUACUCGGCCGAUGGCAGCGCUUGCAGCCUGUCAGUUUAUCAGGCUGGAGAACCGGUUGUGUGUGCAGGUGGUGUUGAAGAACCGACCGUGCAGCUGAUAUCCAUUAGUGACACAGAGGAGGCCUUCAGCACUCACAUCAUUCCAAUUGAAGAGGAGGAGGAGGAUGACUAUGAUUUACAAUUCGUUGAAGAAAGUCAUCAAGAGCCACUGAUGAACUCUGCAGGUGGACCCAGCUACGACAAACAGCACACUUUAUCAGCAGACGACUGUGAAAACAGCACUGCUCUGGAGAAAGAUUCACACUUUAAUAUGCUUAAUGUAGAAACCGCCAGAGAUCCAGACAAAAACAAGUUCACUUGUCAAAUAUGUGACCGGACGUUCUUCCACAAGGGCACUCUAACGCUACACAUGAAGUCACACAAGUCCAACUUUUGCCACAUUUGUAAGCAACAUUUUCAUUACAAGAACAAGUUCAAGUCUCACACCUGCGUGCCUCAAGUCCCCUCUCAGACAGACAGUAAGUCAUGUGAGGUCUGCGGGAAGACCUUCGCAAACCCAUCGGCUCUGAGGAUUCACUACCUCAUCCACACGGGAGAGAAACCACACACGUGCGGCCUAUGUGGGAAAGGGUUCAGCCAGAAAGGCAAUCUGAAGUGUCACCUCCGUAUCCAUACUGGAGAGAGACCGUACCGCUGUGGUAAAUGUGGGAAGACGUUCACGCAAAAGGUCAACCUCAACCAUCAUUUACUGGCACACAGAAACAAUGAGAUCCCAUAGUUAGGAGACACCUUAAAGGUUUAAAGGGUAACUUUGGUAUUUUUCAACCUGGACCUUAUGUUCCCAUGUUGUGGUGACUAAUAGGGACAACAUUUCUGAAAUUGGUCCAGUAUUGAGGGAGAGCACUGUAGACGGCAGCUGCUC
Messenger RNA from Sebastes umbrosus (honeycomb rockfish), 1721 nucleotides. RefSeq names its product zinc finger protein 765-like. The record is from RefSeq and is a predicted model, not a curated record. The transcript has 4 exons. Bases 252 to 1577 code for a protein of 441 amino acids. Gene Ontology annotation, molecular function: RNA polymerase II cis-regulatory region sequence-specific DNA binding; DNA-binding transcription factor activity. NCBI's taxonomy places the organism in Eukaryota, Metazoa, Chordata, Actinopteri, Perciformes, Sebastidae. Gene Ontology annotation, biological process: regulation of transcription by RNA polymerase II.